This is a messenger RNA of Paramecium primaurelia, 1001 nucleotides long. The record is from the annotation of a GenBank genome assembly. Lineage: Eukaryota; Ciliophora; Oligohymenophorea; Peniculida; Parameciidae.
AUGAAUAUUUUACAAUAAAAAUAAAAUUAAGAGAUUUAAGAGACAAUAUGUAAGAUUCAUAAUUUAGAAUUGAUUGCAGUUGAUUUGGAUAUGAAUGAUAAAUAAUAAAUAAAUUUUUUUUGUGGUAAAUGUUUAGUUGAUAAAUUAAAUAAUAAUAAAGUAACAACUAUUGAAUAAUCAAAAGAAAGAAUAUAAUAAAUUAAGAUUUAAUAAUAAGAAAUAAAGACUAAAGAGAAUUAAACAAGACUGAAUUAUUAUAAAAAUAUUUUAGAUUAAAUAAUGGAUUUUAAAAGAUCAAUAGAUGAUUCUUUAGAAAAGAUGUAUAAAUAAAUUUAAUAAUAUAUGUUUCCAAUUUAAAAGGAGAAAUAAGAAUUAUAAGAAAAUUAAUAUCAAUUGAAUUAUUUUGAAGAUAUUAAAUAAUUAUCAGAAUUAUAUUCAUAAGAUUAAUAGAAAUCAAUUAAAUUAAUAGAAGAUAAUACUUUUAUAGAUUAAUUAACAAGAUAAUUUGAAUUAUUAUUUAAUAAUGCUGAAUAUUUUUAGACUUUAGAUAUAUUUAAAAAUACAAAAUAAAUAAUAUAAGAUAUAAUAGAAAAUAAUAUAAUUGAAUUACAACCAUUAUAAUAAACAAAAAAUGAAUAUGUAAAUAAUUAUUAUUUAUAUUAGAAAACACCAAGUUUAAAUAGAAUUUGUAUAAAUCAUAAAAAAGAAAUUAUUAUGAUUGAUAUAGAUACUUAAAAUAAGGAAAUAGAAGAUAGAUUUGUUUGUGUUGAUUGUAUAUCUUAAAAUCCAUAAAUUAAAUAUGAAACAAUUGAAAAUGUUAAUAAAUUAUGGAUAGAUUAUAAUUCAGAAUCUUAAAAUAUAUUAUAAUAAUAUAAAAAAGAAAUUAAAAAUAAAAGAUAUGAUUUAUUUAAUUAAAUUACUUAAAUGAGAAAAAAUUAUAAUUAAAAAUUAAAUGAAAUUAGUGAUAAAUUAAUAUUAGAAUAAUAAUAAUAAUAAUAAUA